AUGCCUAAGAGGCCGAGACAAUCAGACAACAGGGCCGAGUCUGGGAAACGGCGAAAAGUGGAUCGAGUUCAAUGCCCAUUCCGGGUGUACGCCCGCGAGCAUGGCCUCGACCAUCCCGAAGAUCAUUGCAAGGAUGGUCAGACCUUCAAAGGCAAUGAAAAGCUCAACGAGCACCUUGACAGAUAUCACUCACUGCGAUACUGGUGUCUCGGUUGUAAGAAUAGGUUCCGCUUCAACUCCCGCAAUGAUUUGGCCGUUCUCAAAUCGGAACACGUGAAGCGGUGCACCAAACAACCCCAGCGUGAACACGAGGAGGAGUGGGCGCGAUACGUCGUCAUGAGUAGUGAGCAAUACUCUCGAUGGAGCAACAAGCAGUGGAAGUGGAACAUGGUAGAAGUUACCCGACUGGAAGGAGAGACGAUGCCGAGGUUCAGCUGGAGGCGGAUCUACAAGUGUCUCUUCCCGGAGACGACCGAGUUUCCUAACCCAUGUUGUCCCACUGAUGUUGAGCCCAUGCCGACGCAGCCACUAUCUUUACUGCCGGGCCCGCGUGACAACUCCGACUUGGAGACCAACCACACGGAUUGGUUCCAACAACAAGCCAAUUGUCUCGAUCCAUUCGGCCCCACUUUCAGCUCUGAUGGUACAGGGCCCCUUCAGCCUUCUGUGCAAGAUCCUAGGCGCCGUGUGUGGCUAGUUUAA
Molecule: messenger RNA, 702 nt
Organism: Ilyonectria robusta
Lineage: Eukaryota; Fungi; Ascomycota; Sordariomycetes; Hypocreales; Nectriaceae
Exons: 3
Coding region: 1-702 (233 amino acids)
Source: RefSeq, a predicted model, not a curated record